AAUAAGUGUGUGAUGCAUGAUGUAAAAAAAGGAGAAAAAGUUGUGAGCACGCAUGUAGUGAGUGUUCGUCCACGUUACCCCUUCUACAGACAAUGUUUUUCUCUCUAUACCAACAAAGCGCGCAGUAUAAAGAGGGAAAAGACUGAAUCCUUCCAGUUAGUCUCUCGUAAACAGCUCUCAAGUAUACUGCGAAUAUUUAUUAGUGCAAAAUCUAAUUAAGUUUUUUAAUACCUAGUGAAAAAGUUUAUUCUUGAAGCGUUAUUAAUAAAUAAUUAUUGAAUAAUUGAUAAUAUUGUAAUUGUGAACCUGUUUGGAUCGGUAAGACCUACGGGUCAAGCCAAAUUAUUGAUAUAAUCAACAUUAUUUUUUACAAUUUGCCCUACAUUGUUGAUAUAUUUAUUUAAUCGUUUUCAAUUACACUUACAAAAUGCCGAUUGAAAUAGAACCAAUUACUCAAACUCAUGUGAAACAUGUUCAAUGCAAUGGAGAUCAACCUAAAAAAAUGAAUAAACUCUGUCGCCAAUUGUCAAUUGAAAGCCCCAGUGUGACUGGUCGAGAAUGUGUCUUCAGUUUUGAUGUCCCUGUACCAGAUGUACCACCACAGGGUGCUAGAAUCCGUGUAAUUUGUGCUGGAGCAUGUUAUCAUCCCAAACGUUCAUCAAGCCUUAUAAGUUUGGCAUCAGUUUCUAGUGCAAGUAGUCUUGCAACGGAAACUUCUGUUGAAGGUGAUUUUCCAACAUCUCUACCUCACUAUGGUGUUCGUGAUGCAGCUCUCUUCCCUGGCUAUGAAGUUGCUGGUAUUGUCGAAUCCCUUGGGUCUGGUGUGAGCGAAGACUGUCAAUUCAGUGUUGGAGAUCGUGUCAUUUUAUAUCCAUUUGAAGGAAUUCCCAACGGAUAUGUCGAAUAUCUUGUAGUAGAUGAUCUCAAGUAUCUCAUCAAAGUUCCAGACAAUAUCUCUCUCAGCGUUGCUGCUAUGUUACCUGCUGGAGCUCUUCUUGCUAUGAAUACAGUCUUCGCUGCUCAUGAACAUGUUCAGCAAUUGGUAAAAGAAAGAGGGAAUGAUGGAGUUUGCAAAAUUCUUAUUGUUGGCACUGGAGGCUUAGCUUUGUGGACUCUUCGAAUAGCUGCUUAUUAUUUCAGUGACAUGCAGGACAAAGUCACAAUUGCAGUAGCUUCAUUGAAAGAUGAUGGUCUUCUCAUGGCUCAAGAGUUUCAACGAGUUAAUGUGGUAGAAUGGAAUGAAGGCCUAUAUGAGAAACAGUUGAUUGAACGUACAAUGGAUGCUUGUCAGGGACAAGUCGAUGUGGUUAUUGAUUUUGGAACAACUUCAAGAAGUCUUCAUAGAAGUAUGCAGUGUCUCAGUAAGGGUGGAGUUGUCUUUGUUAUUAAAGAAGUAGCAGAUCGUCUUUUACCUAAAUUUAGCAAACGUGCUGAAGAACGUCAGCAAAGUAUCAAACCAGUAGAACUAGGUACACUAGAACAAUUACAAGAGAUCGUACAGCUAGUGGCUUCGGGAAAAAUUGAGCCACCACCUCACACAGUUUUUCCUGCUGAAGAAGCUACAGAUGUUGUUCACAAACUCUGUCAUUCAGAAAUUCAUGGUAGAGCUAUCCUUCGCUUUUACCCAGCUGAUUAGAACUCAUAGUAUUCAGAGGAAUAAAGCUGAGUGAGAGUAAGAGUUUUUGAAGAAAUUUCUUGUCAUAUUUAUGGUCAAAUUGAUAAAUAGAACAGAUGAUAAUAUAAAAGGAAGAUUUAAAUGGGAAAGAUUUUGCUAAAAGAAGAUUAUGAUUAACAAUAGAAGUAAAGACGAUAAAAGAGUCUAUUGUGAGUUGUUGCAUUUUUGAGAUAUGGUAAUAUGAGAUGCAAGGUUACAGGCACGAUUAUUAUUAUUGAUAUAUUUACUUGGAUAAUAUUUGGUAAUGGUUACCGCAAAUUUAUACAAUACGGUAAACAAUAAUGUAACGUGUAGUUUAAUAUAACAUUUCCAGAAUUCAUACUUGAAAUGUUCGAUAUAAUCAUACGUAUCUAAAUUUGAUGGAAAAUUUAUAUAAAUUAUCUUUUUUUUAAAAAUU
This is a messenger RNA of Chelonus insularis, 2072 nucleotides long. It is a transcript of the gene Drat, whose product is annotated as Death resistor Adh domain containing target. Gene Ontology annotation, molecular function: oxidoreductase activity. Lineage: Eukaryota; Metazoa; Arthropoda; Insecta; Hymenoptera; Braconidae. The record is from RefSeq and is a predicted model, not a curated record. Bases 428 to 1636 code for a protein of 402 amino acids. The transcript is spliced from 4 exons.